AUGGCAAGUCCUCUAGCCUCGUCCGCCGAGACGAACGAGACAGUCUCCCCUGAAGAUGCUCCCACUUCGACACCACUUCCACAACUCGCCCUGCUGGAUCUCUUCUUCCCGGGCUUCUCCAUGUACGCUGGCGCCGUCCAGAAGUACCUGCACAUCGAUCUCAAUCUGUACAUCCCGCUAGUACUGCUCGCCGGCGCCCUGAUGGUCGUCUGGAACUACGCGAGCUCGUACUUCUGGGAGCAGCUCGAGGGCCACUUCAUGUCCGUCGUCGACAUCCGCACCGACGACGAGAUCUACAACAUCCUGAUGGCCUGGGUGGCCGCGCAGCGCUUCUCCCAGGGCGCGCGGCGGUUCGUUGUCAACACUAACCUGAACUCGAGGAGCUGGUACCUCUGGAGCUGGGACGACGAUACCGAGGAAGACGACGGGGUCGACGACAGCCAGUCGGGUGGACGAAACAAGAAGAGGAAGAAGGCUCUCUCGUACACCCCUUCUUUCGGUAGCCACUACUUCUGGUACCGAGGACGGCUGCUCCUCUUUCGUCGGACCAACCGAGAGUCGAAUUCCUACAUGCUGGUCAGUGAGCGGGAAGAGAUCUCCCUCUCCUGCUUAGGACGCGACCCGUGGAUCCUGAAGGAGCUGCUGCUAGAGGCUCGACAGCAGUACAUCGAGAAGGACGAACAGAAGACGCUGAUCUACCGCGGAACAACAAAGUCGCAGUCAGCCGAGCCAACCUGGCAACGCUGCAUGGCACGAGCCAGUCGCCCCUUUUCCACUGUGAUCCUAAACGAGAAGACUAAGAACGACCUCAUCGAAGAUGUCACCGACUACCUGUGUCCGGCAACCCAGCGCUGGUACGCGAACCGUGGUAUCCCCUACCGACGUGGCUACCUGCUUCACGGUCCCCCUGGCACUGGCAAAUCUUCCCUGAGCCUGGCCCUGGCUGGGUUCUAUAAGAUGAGAAUAUACAUCGUCAGUCUAAGCUCUAUCACCGCUAGCGAGGAAAUACUAGGUGGCCUAUUCGCCGAGCUUCCGCGCCGCUGUGUCGUUCUCCUGGAGGACAUCGACACGGCCGGCCUGACUCAUACGCGGGCCGAGAACGAAAACACCAGCACCCAGAGCCAACCUGCAGAUGAUUCGAAGGACAUGGUCCCAGGCCAACUCACGACCGGCAACGGCAACACCAUAAACAACAACAACAAUAACAACAACAGCAACAACCGCCUCUCCCUAUCCGGGCUCCUCAACAUCCUCGACGGCGUAGCUUCGCAAGAGGGCCGCGUGCUGAUCAUGACGACGAACCACGUCGAGAAGCUCGACAAGGCGCUGAUCCGGCCCGGCCGCGUCGACAUGAUCGUCGAGUUCGGGCUCGCGGACUCCGGGAUGACAGCCGCCAUCUUCCGCGCCAUCUUCGCGCACCUCGAGGGCGACGACACUCCCACGGAUACCGCGCGGUAUGUCUCGCUCACCCCGGACGAGCGCAAGGCGCUCGACGACGAGAAGGCCGGGAAGCGCGCGGCGCACGACGCUGCGAUCGACCGCCUAGCAGAAGAAUUCGCGGCAAGCAUCCCGGCCCAUGAAUUCAGCCCCGCAGAACUACAGGGCCACCUCAUGCGGCAUAAGCGCAACCCCGAGGCCGCGGUGUCCGGCGCCGAGGCCUUCGUCGAGCAGACGAGGAGAGACCGCAAGGAGAAGGAGCUCAAGGAGGCCGAGGAGAAGCGCAAGGCGGAGGAGAAGAAGUUCGAGGAGGCGAAGAAUAAGAAGGCGGAGGAGGCGGCUAAGAAGGCUGGUGAGAGCAAGAGGGAUGUGCCGGCCGCGACUACAGAGACAGCUAAGCCGUCGACUGCGACUCCUGAACAGCCCUCCAACCCAGAUUCGCCUCGCGUUGAGCAACCCGCCACAACGGUCCCAGUGCCCUGUAUCGACAUCUCAGCAGCAGCAGCAACAGCAGUCGCGAAGCCCCAACUCGACACGACAAAUAUCGAGGCUCCAACCACUACCAAGGAGAAGCCAGCGGGCGGAUUGGGACACGCGCGGAACGACUCGGGCUACGUGACGCCAGUCAGUGGCGAGCCGUGA
Messenger RNA from Anthostomella pinea, 2079 nucleotides. The record is from the annotation of a GenBank genome assembly. NCBI's taxonomy places the organism in Eukaryota, Fungi, Ascomycota, Sordariomycetes, Xylariales, Xylariaceae.